Fusarium graminearum PH-1 is the source of this 1309-nucleotide messenger RNA. RefSeq lists its product as uncharacterized. The transcript is spliced from 3 exons. The record is from RefSeq and is a predicted model, not a curated record. Lineage: Eukaryota; Fungi; Ascomycota; Sordariomycetes; Hypocreales; Nectriaceae. Bases 52 to 1179 code for a protein of 375 amino acids.
AAAACCUCUCCUGGAUGUUCAGCCAUCUUAUGAGGUACACACACGCACACCAUGAGCGCACGCUAUCCUAGUCGUGGCGGAGAGUCGUCGCGAUACCAAGAUGAUGUUUACCUAGCAUACUUCAAAGACGGCGAACCCUCGUGGGUGCACUCAAAGGUCCUCGAGUCUUACCCCCACCUCGCGAAACGGGUUUCUGGGGAUCCAGAUGACCAAUGGCCUUUUCAUGUGAACUUCAAAGAAUUCGAUCACAAUGUCGGGUAUGCUAUCAUCCACUUUCUGUACACAGGCACGUACAGAAGCUACAAGGCUGUUGGUCAAGAUUCGGCACAAAAGUACCAAUGUGAGCUUGCCGAAGGCCUUCAGGUCUACAUUGCCGGGUCGUCUCUUGAGCUAUUGAAACUGAAAGUCCAUGCGGAGAUAGAGAUCAAAUGUUUGUGCGAAAACAUGAGCCUGCAAAACAUCUUUGAAGUUAUUGAUGAUCUGAGGAUUGGCCUUGACCAAGUCCCCACACUGGAAGAGUAUCUACAGGAUCGCAUGGCAGAGGCAAAGUUUGGUGCACCAGGAGAUACGACACAAGACGUUGUACGCGACCUUGAGUCCGCCAACACAAUUAGCACACUUGCUCUCAAGACUCUGGCAUUGCAACACCAAUGCAAGAUGGAUGAGGAUAAAAAGAAAAAGAGUGCACAAGAAGCACUCCAAACGGGUGCCAACUCGGCCCUGCGGUUUAUAGAAUGUGAAUUGGAGUUCUUGUUGGUGAAGAAGGCAAAACAAGGAGGAAGGCUGUUCAAGUCUGAACGAAUGCGUCUCAACUCCCUUGAAGCGGAUAUACUGAGAAUUCGCGAUCGAGUUCAAGGCAAACAUCUCUCCGGCAAUGUGGAAGAUCCUGACACCUCCGCGAAAGGAGAUGCCUCGAUCGAAGUAGCCAGCCAGAACCGAGGCGAGAAGGCAAAGACAUUGAAAAAAAAACCCGCUGGUACUCCUGGGAACAAGCAGAAACUAAAUACACGUGGACUUCAAUUCGACCAUACUGGUGCGACAUGGUUGGGCCGCAAAGCAAAUCUUAACCACGUUCAUGUCGAUGACUUGGAAUCAUUCGAAGACGAUAUUUCUACGUUGUCAGACUCGAUUCCAUGGAUGACACCGGCUACAAACGACAGCUCAUGCGAUGCGUGGUAGAGUGGGUUUAUCGAGGCAUGAUGGAGAUGGUUUGACUUUUCGGCCUUUCAACAAAUCGUAACGGGAUCUAGUUUUUUUUAUCUGCCAAGUUGCGUAAUUCCUGUUUAAUUUCGGGUUAUCUUUUUCAGAA